This is a messenger RNA of Solanum dulcamara, 851 nucleotides long. Its product is annotated as probable glutathione S-transferase. Gene Ontology annotation, cellular component: cytoplasm. Gene Ontology annotation, molecular function: glutathione transferase activity. Gene Ontology annotation, biological process: glutathione metabolic process. The transcript has 2 exons. Lineage: Eukaryota; Viridiplantae; Streptophyta; Magnoliopsida; Solanales; Solanaceae. The record is from RefSeq and is a predicted model, not a curated record. Bases 1 to 666 code for a protein of 221 amino acids.
AUGGAAACAGUGAAAUUAAUAGGUACUUCUUUUAGUUUUUUCACAUACAGAGUUAUUUGGGCAUUAAAGCUAAAGGGAAUAAAUUAUGAGUACAUAGAGGAAGACAUGUCCAAAAAAAGUCCUUUGUUAAUGAAAUACAAUCCAAUUCACAAGAAAGUCCCUGUGCUAAUCCAUGGUGACAAGCCAGUUUGUGAGUCUAUGGUCAUCGUCGAAUACAUCGACGAGACGUGGCAACUGAAUCCAUUGCUUUCGACUGACUCAUAUGACCGAGCCAUGGCUCGGUUUUGGGUUAAAUAUAUUGAUGAAAAGUCAUAUAGUACAUGGAAUGUGUUUUGCAACACUGGAGAAAAGCAACAAAAUGCCAUAAAGGAGAGCCUUGAAAUGCUUAAAACCCUUGAGGAAAAUGCUUUGGGAGAAAACAAUAAGUUAUUUGGUGGUGAAAACAUUGGACUUGUUGACAUAGCUUUUGGAGGUUUUUCUCAUUGGAUGGAAAUUAUUGAAGAAAUCGUUGGAGUUAAAUUACUUGAUUCUCAUAAUUUUCCUCGUCUCAACAAAUGGAUAAAAAAUUUCAAAGAAGUUCAAGCAAUCAAAGAUAAUUUACCUAAUCAUGAUGAGAUGUUUGUGUACAUGAAAAAUGCUAGAGAAAGGAUGUUAGCAUCUACCUAAGGAGGUAGGUUCGAGCUCAUAGUAUAGAGCCGCUUUGUUAGAUAAAGAGUGUUUAUUUCUCGAUGGAACUUAUCCGUGAAUUAAGAUUUAUUCAGGUUCAAGAGUGAAUCUAGAAUGAUUACAGGUUCACAUUGCUUAGACCAUGUAUUUCAAUAAAUGUACAAGAGUCUUUAUUUUGGAACCAA